AUGGUAGGUAUAAUUAAAAAUUUUGGGGUGGAGUGUUUGGCGGUAGGGAAAGAUUAUGGUAUAACUCUUGCAGAAUGUAUGGUAUGGUAUGGUGUAAAGGGAAGUAUGUUAGAUUUAAGCAUUGCAAUUUAUCAAAAUGAUGUUCAACUAGCUAAUAACUUUAUAUAUGAGGAAUUAAUCAAAUAA
Messenger RNA from Entrophospora candida, 186 nucleotides. The record is from the annotation of a GenBank genome assembly. Lineage: Eukaryota; Fungi; Glomeromycota; Glomeromycetes; Entrophosporales; Entrophosporaceae.